Molecule: messenger RNA, 630 nt
Organism: Morus notabilis
Lineage: Eukaryota; Viridiplantae; Streptophyta; Magnoliopsida; Rosales; Moraceae
Product: germin-like protein 9-3
Exons: 1
Coding region: 1-630 (209 amino acids)
Cellular component (GO): cell wall
Molecular function (GO): manganese ion binding
Source: RefSeq, a predicted model, not a curated record
AUGGCUUCAGCAAUAUCAACUACUCUCGCAAUUUUCUCACUUCUAGCCAUCUUCUCAUCCACCAUUACAAUGGCUGCCGAUCCCGACAUCCUCACUGACUUCGUACUCCCUCCGAACAACACCGGAGGCGUCGACGGAACCUUCUUCACCUUCACCGGCCUCCGGUCCCUCGCCGGACAAGACCCGUCUGCGAACUUCACGGUCACAAAAGUAAGCAAGGCUGAGUUCCCGGCUCUAGACGGGCAAAGCGUCUCGUACGCUGUCCUUCAGUACCCGUCGGUGACCGCCAACCCGCCGCACACUCAUCCCCGCUCCGCCGAGCUCCUCUUCCUCAUCGACGGCACUCUGGAAGUGGGCUUCGUCGACACGACCAACAAGUUGUACACUCAGUUCCUGCAGACCGGCGACAUUUUCGUGUUUCCCAAGGGGCUGGUGCACUAUCAGUUCAACGCCGACCCGGAGAAUUCGGCGACGGCGAUCUCGGCGUUCGGGAGUGCCAGCGCCGGGACCGUGUCGCUUCCCAGCACUUUGUUCGCCACCAACAUUGAUGACAAUGUGCUGGCAGUCUCCUUCAAGACUGAUGUUGCCACCAUUCAGAAGCUCAAGGCUGGUCUUGCUCCAAAGGCCUAA